UCUUGGGCGGUGCUAUGGGUGGUAGGAAUGUGGGCGAGGUCGCAGGUGGUGUGUGGAAAUGGUGGUAGAUGGUGCUAUCAAUGGCUACACGGCUUGGGCUCAAUGGUGACUACUUUGUUCGGCGUCAGAACAAUCCAUCCGUGUGGCCGGGCUUUAAGGUGCGAACAUGGCGAGAGACUGGGUCUGUCGCAGAGUGUGUGUGAGCGAGAGUAUCGAGGUUUCUGCACAGAACACCAUGGUUGGUGGGCUUGUUGGGCUGGGUGAAAUGUCUGCUAUGGGUGGUGAAGGUCAAGACACUGCGGCUCGUCAUCUCCGUCGCAGCAGCAAGUGCUCGGGCCAUGUGCAGGUGGGAUGUUACAGCCACAUGUGGCGCAGUCAUCCUCCAUGCCAUCCUCCACAGCUCAUGUUUAUUGCCAGCUAGGCAUUCGGCUAUCUGAAGACAUCCCUCUCUCU
Messenger RNA from Lindgomyces ingoldianus, 453 nucleotides. RefSeq lists its product as uncharacterized. The record is from RefSeq and is a predicted model, not a curated record. The transcript has a single exon. Bases 167 to 421 code for a protein of 84 amino acids. Lineage: Eukaryota; Fungi; Ascomycota; Dothideomycetes; Pleosporales; Lindgomycetaceae.